AUGAUGAUUAUCAUGGGGAAGAUUCAGACAGCUCUCCUGUUGAUGUGGACGACCAACGGCAGCAGCAGGCAGUCGUUUGUCUUGGGCUGCCCGCAGCCUGAUGGGCGGGCGCGCUCCGUCUCAGGCCUUCACGGCUUGUGGGAGCGAUCGACAACCUACGUGGCAGCACCCUUCUGCGGUCGGCGAAGAAGGUGGCAACACCGAGGUGGAGAGGAUGGCGAUGGGUGUUCUCCAGGUGCGGGUGGACAGCAUGAUGGCGUGCUGGAUGUACUUUCAGGGCAGAAAUUCAAGGAGAACGAGCAAAGAAGUGGUGGGGCCGGUGCGGACGCAACUCAGGACGGGGGAUUCGUCAACGCCCGUCAUCCGUUCCAGUUUAUGCGGGGCUCGUUACCGACAAUGCUCUGGGAGGACGGUAUCGAGCUCUCCGGCGGAGGCGACGACGAGUCAUACCGCCCCGGCGAUAUCGUCCUCCCCGAUGGACACCCAGGCUCAGGCAGCAGCGUGCCGGGUGGACCCGGGGUCCGAGGGAGAGGUGAGGCGACACCCGCCCGUUCCUCUGGCAACACCAACUCUCGCAAGCACAAGAAACCCAAGACGGGUUCCGAUGACAGGGCGGAGCUGGUAGCCGACACGAAGGAAGUGGUCGCCUUGUGGCGCAAAGCAGCGGAGCAGGAAGUACGGGGAGACGAACCUGCUUUCGGUGAUACAGAGAAGGACCGAGCGAAGGACCUUGCCAUGGAGGGAUUCAUCGACGAUGUUCAGAGGCUCCAAGCAAAGGUCGAUCCUGGAUCAUCGAACUUUUUGCGGGAGAAAUAUCAGAAGUUGUUGGAUGCCGCUGAAGCGCGAGUGGCACGGGCUGAGCAGAGCAGCGACGAGGCGGCUGUGGCAUCAUCGAGCGCCGCAGCCGCGCCCCCACCGUCAUCGAGUCCUGCUGCGCCAUCUACGCCUGCAGCGGUCGAAGGAGGAACGGUCGCGGGCCAUGUGAUAUAGGAUCUCCAUGGGCUUCUGGGGCGCACGCCCGUGGAUGAUUUGCCGGCGAUGGCACGGGCCGUGGCGCGUACAGGCGACGGGGGUGGGGCUUGAGUACUGGUUGCGCGGGCGAGAGGCGGGGUUGGAUGGUGCGGGGGAUACAGUCUUUGGUGGGAGCACCCUGGCUGGAAACCUGCGGGCGACUGCGCGGGUGUUGCCGUAACAGUCCACACGGGGGCGCAGGGGCAGUGGGGCGUGUGUGUUUCGGAGUGAGCGGCAACAGCAGGACGAGAACAGAAUGUAAGCGCACAUGUUGAAUGCUCCCCGAGCCGUGAGGGAUGCUGUGUUUUUGAAGUUUCAAACGUGGGGGGNACGGGGGUGGGGCUUGAGUACUGGUUGCGCGGGCGAGAGGCGGGGUUGGAUGGUGCGGGGGAUACAGUCUUUGGUGGGAGCACCCUGGCUGGAAACCUGCGGGCGAUUGCGCGGGUGUUGCUGUAACAGCCCACACGGGGGCGCAAGGGCUGUGGGACGUGUGUGUUUCGGAGUGAGCGGCAACAGCAGGACGAGAACAGAACGUAAGCGCACAUGUUGAAUGCUCCCCGAGCCGUGAGGGAUGCUGUGUUUUUGAAGUUUCAAACGUGCGGGGAGUAUUUGAUCUGUGUUCUGCGCGAAGGCGUUGCCCGGCAUGGGGGUUGCGCGGGGGUGAACCGUUCAGUAAACGCAACACCACGCGCCAACCCCACUUGAUUUUCAGUAUCUACUCAUUUUCUAUUUGUGGCGAGGGAUGUACCAGAUCUCAGGGGGGCAAUACCUGCCCGGAUAUGGCGAAGAGUCACUUCGCUUGGAAGUUGCUCCGUAGCUACUAUAAUAGAUACAGUAGGCUGUUCCCACUCAAACAGUUGUUCCCCGGGGGAAUCAAGGACUUGGCUUUCCCGACCAAGUUUUUUUUGUGCUGUGUCUGGGGUGGGUGGAAACUACUGCUGUACGUGGGCACGAAAAAGGAGGCCUUUUUGUGACUGCCGUUGACCUCGCCAAACUUGAACAACCCACAUGGCUCGUCGGACAACCACACAUGAUUUUGUUCAGAUUGAUUUCAUAAGGUCCGCGUACUCCUGUCAACCAUGGCAUUGGGAGGUGAUGCAUGUUUUUUUUAUGAGUUUGAGGUGCAACGAUUCUUGACGCGGCAAGCGACGAGACUCCUUGCCCCUUUUGGCGAGGAUAUCGCACACGUGAUGAAAUAUUCGGAGUGUUUCCGGAAAUAUUGUUACUCCCUCCGACCCCUUCAGAUUUGGCUGAACAGCAGCAGGAAGUGGAGCUACAGCAUUAUGACAGAGCAUUGCGAUGCUUUCACGCACGUCGGGUUU
Ectocarpus sp. CCAP 1310/34 is the source of this 2333-nucleotide messenger RNA. The record is from the annotation of a GenBank genome assembly. NCBI's taxonomy places the organism in Eukaryota, Phaeophyceae, Ectocarpales, Ectocarpaceae.